UGCGUGAGCGCGGUGACGUCAGCGCGUGGCGUUCCGUCUCGAAGGUUUCCGAGUCAAUCCGCGGCGCACUUAACUCUUCUUGCGCCGGAGUCUAAGCCCGGAAGCCUGGGCUGGGGGAGUUUCCCUUCUUGGGUCGUGGGAACCGGACUUCCAGGUCCCAGAGGAGGCUGAGGAUCGGAACUCCUGGGUUUUGGAUGAGAGGAUGCCGCAUCUAUGGGAUGCAUGGCAUCUGCGGGAUGUGAGUCGGACUGAGCGCAGCCACUGCCCAACACAGACGGUGAAGAAGCUCCUGGAAGAACAGAGGCGUCGACAGCAGCAGCCGGAGGCUGGUGGGGUACCGGGACACUUCUCCCCACCCCUGGCCCAACCACUGACCCUAUCUGUGAACGAGGCAGAAGCAGGUCAUACACACUUCCUCACCUUCCAAGAGACCGUGGAUUCAGGACCUGGCAACCUGGCUCCCCCUUCAGGCUUUCCAGACUGGGACCCCAACGCCCAUGCUACCUAUGCAGACAGCUUGUGCCCCUACUCUGCUGCUGAAGGCUUUCUGAUGCCUGAUGGCUACCCUCCGUCAGACCCAGGGCGCUCGGGCCCAUUUCCCCUGGGGAUGGAGGACUCUCUGGAUACCCGGUUGUAUACAGAAACUUCCCUGUCACAGGUGGGACCCUGGAGGGUCUCUAACCUCCCCUCAGGAUCCCCACAGUUGCCUCCAUCCACUGGACCCUCCCUGGAGACAGCCCGAGCUCAUAUAUUGGCUUUGGGGCCACAACAGCUCCUGGCCCAGGAUGAGGAAGGAGACACGCUCUUGCACCUGUUUGCCGCUCGGGGUCUGCGCUGGGCAGCGUAUGCUGCAGCAGAGGUGUUACAGAUGUACCGACAGCUGGAUAUUCGUGAGCAUAAAGGCAAGACUCCUCUCCUGGUGGCAGCUGCUGCCAACCAGCCACUGAUUGUGGAAGACCUACUGAGCCUGGGCGCUGAGGCAAAUGGUACUGACCAUCAAGGCCGUUCUGUCCUGCAUGUGGCAGCCACCUACGGGCUCCCAGGGGUCCUUUCGGCUGUGUUUAAAUCAGGCAUUCAAGUGGACCUGGAAGCCAGAGAUUUCGAAGGUCUUACCCCCCUCCACACAGCCGUCCUGGCUCUCAAUGCUGCUAUGUCCCCACCCAGCGUCUGUCCGAGGAUGCUGAGUGCCCAGGCCGGAGACAGACUGACAUGUGUGCAGAUGCUCCUGCAAAUGGGUGCCAGUCACAUCAGCCAGGAGAUCAAGAGCAACAAGACCAUUCUGCACUUGGCCGUACAGGCUGCCAACCCUACCCUGGUUCAGUUGCUACUGGGGCUGCCGAGGGGGGACCUUCGGGCCUUUGUCAAUAUGAAGGCCCAUGGGAACACAGCCCUCCACAUGGCAGCUGCCUUGCCCCCUGGACCGCCCCAGGAGGCCAUUGUGAGGCAUCUGCUGGCAGCUGGAGCAGACCCAACACUGCGCAACCUGGAGAACGAGCAGCCCAUUCACCUGCUGCGACCUGGGCCGGGCCCCGAGGGGCUCCGGCAGCUGUUGAAGAGGAGCCGUGCGGCACCCCCAGGCUUGUCCUCUUAGGACUGAAAUCCAGAACCUGGACUGAUUUUUCCAGUCCCCAGCGUCCCAUGGGACAGUCAGCGUAUGCUCAUGUCGCAGAUUCAUAAUGUAUGUGGAAUAUCCUGCCAUUAGGGUCUUACAUUAAAACCCCAAAGUGGCACUGGGGGAGGUAAGCAGUCCCCAAUAUUUGGGGUCGUGUGAUAACCUCUUCCCCCUACAAGGGGCUAGCUAGAUGAUUUCUGUGAAAUCGAGCCCACUUGACUGUUUCUGUGAAACACCCUAGACACCUCUAACUCUCCUAUUGGAUCAGCCAUGAUCACCUCCAGAUCCUCCCCAGGAACUCCGAUGGAGCCUCCGUGGGAUUUGAGGCUCCCUAGGAAAUCCCACCAGGGCUCUUCCCCAAGACUCACAUCCCUGAGAUGUCGGAAAGGCCCUCUGAGAUUAGCGGGCCCUCUGAGAUUAGCGAGUCCUGGCUGUAUUGUCAUUUAGGACCCAAUGUCCCAGACCCUAGCAUUCCCACUGAGUUGCUCUUUGUCUGUGUAGCGCUAUAGCUCCCAAUUAAACUCAA
Messenger RNA from Phodopus roborovskii (desert hamster), 2138 nucleotides. It is a transcript of the gene Nfkbid, whose product is annotated as NFKB inhibitor delta. The transcript is spliced from 12 exons. Gene Ontology annotation, biological process: regulation of gene expression. Gene Ontology annotation, molecular function: protein binding. The record is from RefSeq and is a predicted model, not a curated record. NCBI's taxonomy places the organism in Eukaryota, Metazoa, Chordata, Mammalia, Rodentia, Cricetidae. The coding region runs from base 203 to 1591 and encodes 462 amino acids. Gene Ontology annotation, cellular component: nucleus.